This is a messenger RNA of Hemiscyllium ocellatum (epaulette shark), 2857 nucleotides long. RefSeq names its product WD repeat domain 27 (gene wdr27). Gene Ontology annotation, molecular function: protein binding. The transcript has 24 exons. The record is from RefSeq and is a predicted model, not a curated record. Lineage: Eukaryota; Metazoa; Chordata; Chondrichthyes; Orectolobiformes; Hemiscylliidae. Bases 13 to 2379 code for a protein of 788 amino acids.
CGACCCGGAGAAAUGUGGGGAAGUACCACUAUCCACCAGAGUGUGAAAAAUGAUUAUUUGAAAGAAAUUAUUACAGAAAAGCAUUGUGUUCAGUCCAGUACUCCAUUGUCACAUAUUCAACUUGCUUGCUGCUGGAAAUAUUGUGCUUUCCCUUGUGAUAAACAAGUGUGUGUUUGGAAUAUCCACAAUCCUAUCCUGCAGACGUUGGAGUUAAAAGGCCACCAUCAAUCAAUUACUGCACUGGCAUUUGGAAACCACAAUGAACCAACACUUCUGUGUUCUGCAGCCGAAGAUUAUGUCAUUACCUGGGAUGUGGAAGCAUGUCGAAUGAGUCUCCAACAAGGCUUGAACCCUAGAGGAAAUGUUGUAGGAACCCUGCUGGGAAAAGUUUUAUAUUUAUGCUUUAGUCCAGAUGACCAAACCCUGGUAACCUGCGCAGACAACAAAAUCUAUGUAUUGAACUGCAAGCAGGAAGAUAUUUUGGCAGUCUUAGAAGGUCAUCUUGGUGUGGUAACUGCUGCAGAAUUUUGCCCUUGGCAAUCGAACAUACUUGUAUCGAUCUCUGAAGACAGGACUUUUAAGGUUUGGGAUCUCACCAGGAAUGUGUUACUCUAUCAGUCACCAGUUUUAUCAGGCUCCCCUCUAUUAAGCUUGUGCAUGGACAACAGAGUUAAUCAGUUUAUUACUGGCUCUGCUAAUGGACAGCUAGAUGUUUUCACUUUGUUACACGGGCAACAGUGUCGUCGUGUGCUGCACAUUGACUUAGUGAAAGAACAGCAGAAAUAUUACUGCAAGAUCCAACAGAAAUUGUUUGCUUUCUGUUACAGUUUUACACCCGAAAGCUCCAGCAGCCUAUGGGUAGGGACUAUAAAUGGUUUAUUCAAUAUUAAUUUGGCCACUGGAGAAAUUGAUGCUGCUGUCCAUUUUGAAGAUCAUCUAGGCUUAAGCAUUCAGACAGCUGGCUCAUAUGCAAUAGGAAGCAGAAACACUAACAAGGUUUUCUGUCUCCUCGCUUCCAUGUUUGGAAAACAUAUUGCUUUACUGGAAGUUCAUAUGCUUGAACUUGCAAAAAUGUGUCUGCAAUAUAGCAACAAGGAGGAACCACUUAGUAUCAUUGCCAGAUCAUCUUUGCUGCCCACUUCCCCUUUAAACUAUGAACUGAAACAGAAGAAGAAAAGUAAGCCAGCUGAACACUCACAAGCAGCUGCCAACAGUAUAAAAGACAAGCCCGUUGUGUUUCAUACCAAAGUGAAGUCUUCUGGCUACACCGCAGCACCAAGGUUGAACAUGUACACACCAAAAGUAAAUCCCCCAAAAUCUGUCAGCUCAGUGAUGAAGGAGAAAACUAACAGUUUGAAGGGAGUUAGCAAAGAAUACCCACUGAACAGUCUGGCACCAAGCAGACUUCAUACAAGAGUUGCUGUUUCAAACCAACCGACACCUAUAUGCUGCAUUCAAUAUUCAGGCGAUGGGAAGCUGCUUGCUGUUGGAUUGGCUGACAAAUCCAUGCUUGUUUAUAAUUCAUCCCUUAUUGGAACCCCGACUGUGUUUAAAGGUCAUGAUGGAGCAGUGAAUUGUGUUGGUUGGACUCAGAAUGAUAAAUGGCUCUUGACAGCAUCAGAAGACAGGUCAUUGUGGAUCUGGCCAGUUAAUGGCUCAGCACCUGUACUGCAGCUGGGGACUGAGACAUUUUCAAAGCCUGCACGAUCAGCUCAGUUCUAUUAUAUGGACAAAUUUCUGUUGUUCUCGUCAGGAUCAGAAUUUCAGCUGCAUGGAUUCCAUUUGGAUACAAGCAGGGAUGACAUUAAAAGUUACAAAAGGAAGAGCAAAAGCAAAUUGGCUGGCAAAUUCAAGAUGUCUGACACCCAGGAGAUUAGUUGCCUGUCUGCAGUGAAUGACUUUUAUUCCUAUAUUGUGCUGGUGGCUGGCACAAACCGUGCUUUGGAGGUGUUUGAUCUGAACGUUGGUCAAAGUGUCGUAACUGUGCCAGAUGCUCACACUAGACCUGUGCACCAGAUUUGUCAGAAUAAUGGUUCAGUAUUUUGUACCCAAGCUUCUGAAUCCUAUAAUCUCUUUCUGACAACUGCGAUAACUGAUGGGAUCAAACUGUGGGAUUUACGGACACUAAGGUCUGUGCGUCGAUAUGAAGGACAUCACAAUCGCUGCCAUCCAUGCAAGAUUGCCCUGAGUCCCUGUGGGAGAUUCUUGGUCACAGGAUCUGAGGACAAGUGUGCCUAUCUGUUUGAACUUGGCUCCAAUAAUUUUGUCCACAAGUUAUCGGGGCAUACAGAGACUGUCAUUACUUUGGCAUAUAGUUCUUCUGCACCAAAGCUCAUCACAGCCACUUUGGACGGCAAACUCCAACUGUUUGUACCAUAGCGGGCCGAGGAUCCUGAAGGCACAGUCCUACAUCAUAACCUGAAUAUAACAGGAAGAAAUCCUAUCAGAAACCAAACAAUAAGUAUCUCAAAUUGUGAAGCAGGUUGGAGGUCAGAGAUUCAUGAUGAAGCAAGUGACACAUUUGGUAUUUUUUCAAUGACUCUGGGAUAAAGGGCUUGCGGGAAACAGAUUGGCAAAAGUCUGGGAGAUGAAUGGAUAUUAUUCAGCGAAGAUGAUGAAAGUAACUCUGAGCCAAAACAGUUGUGUCAUAAGCUUCGACUCUGCGUCAGACCAUUAAGGAGAAGAGUGUGUGGUUCGAAUUGUUUGUGUUUUAGUGGCUGAAAAUGAAGAGCUUAUCUGUGACUUUAUCGUUUAAAAGGAAACUGUAAAUCCACUAGGCAAUUUUUCAUACUGUCUUUGCUGAUCUAAACAGCUCACUGUUUUGGAAGAACUCUAUUAACUUAAUGAUGACUUAUAA